Nicotiana tabacum (common tobacco) is the source of this 996-nucleotide messenger RNA. Lineage: Eukaryota; Viridiplantae; Streptophyta; Magnoliopsida; Solanales; Solanaceae. The record is from RefSeq and is a predicted model, not a curated record.
GCCAAGAUUUUCAGCCACCCUGAUGUUGUUGUUGAGGAACCCUGGUAUGGUCUUGAGCAAGAAUACACCUUGUUGCAAAAAGAUAUCAAUUGGCCUCUUGGAUGGCCUCUUGGUGGUUUUCCUGGACCACAGGGACCAUACUAUUGCGGAAUUGGAGCUGGAAAGGCUUUUGGACGCGAUAUCGUUGACUCUCAUUAUAAGGCAUGUCUCUAUGCUGGGAUUAACAUCAGUGGUAUCAAUGGAGAAGUGAUGCCCGGACAGUGGGAAUUUCAAGUUGGACCUUCAGUUGGCAUUUCAGCAGCUGAUGAAUUGUGGGCAGCUCGUUACAUUCUUGAGAGGAUUACUGAGAUUGCUGGAGUUGUGGUCUCAUUUGACCCCAAACCUAUUCCGGGUGACUGGAAUGGUGCUGGAGCUCACACAAACUACAGCACAAAGUCUAUGAGGAAUGAAGGAGGCUAUGAAGUCAUUAAGAAGGCAAUUGAGAACCUUGGACUGAGGCACAAGGAGCAUAUUGCAGCAUAUGGUGAAGGCAACGAGCGUCGUCUCACUGGAAGACACGAAACAGCUGACAUCAACACAUUCAAAUGGGGAGUUGCGAACCGUGGUGCAUCUAUUCGUGUGGGAAGAGACACGGAGAGAGAAGGGAAGGGAUACUUCGAGGAUAGGAGGCCUGCUUCGAAUAUGGAUCCAUACGUCGUGACUUCCAUGAUUGCUGAGACCACUAUCCUAUACGAGCCUUGAGUGUGUAGUCGUCUUUUGAGGAUUCAAUGAGUAUUAAUUCUUGGGUGUAAUAUUUGGAGAAAGAAUUGAAUUUCGGAACAACCCUUUCCUCACAAUGUCCUUAUACAGUUAGCUAUCUUGUUAUAUUCUGCUGUUUUCCUGGUUUCCAUUUGUAUUGUACUCAGCAAAGCUGAGGUCAUUGCCUGUGAUUUGGCAAUGGUGUAAAAUAACAGUGUUAAUCUUAUUAUUAAUAACAAUAGGGAAGGGUUUAACUCA